UUAUGUAUCUUAUGUGUAUUUUGGUUUUCAGUCAAAUGGGUCAGUCGGAGCCUCUUGGACCGAUUCAGUCGUGAAUGAAUCGUUCAAACUGUGAACUGGUUUUUCAAAUUAACCGAAAGGAUUCGACUUAAAAGAACACUAGGUUCAGAAAUCGGACAUUGCUAUGCAGAACAUGGGCAUAGUGUGAUUCUUUCGAAUUUCAUUUCGCGAACGCUGCUUCUUUUGCAUGAGAUGAGUCGAAUUUGCAGUAGAAUUGUCUAGAACAGAACUGCAUUUAAGACAGGCGGGUUUUUGUUGUUGUUGGAGGGUCUGACAGUUGAGUUCCAUUAUAUUGUAAGUUGGGGCUGAUGGUGAGCUUGACUUUAACAGGAGGGACGUUUCUCACCAUGGCUGAGCAUUUAUCCCAGCGUGAACUGGACUAUCCUUUUAAGCUCUUGGAAUAUUUCAAUGGAUUUAGGAUCUCCGAGGCAAUAUUUUCAGCUUGCGAAUUAGGGGUGUUUGACCUUCUCCUCCAAUCCCAAAAGCCCUUGAGUGCAGUUGAAGUGGCACAGAAGCUUGGCACCAGUGAAGAUGGUAUAGAGCGUUUACUGGAUGUUCUGGUUGCCAUUGAGAUUGUGGAUGUGGAAGUGGUACAGGGUACAGCUUUUUACAGCAGUACAGAUGUUGCUAAUCUAUACCUGGCCAAGACUAGCCCAAAAUCUCUACAUGAUCUGAUCAUUUAUAACUCUCAGACCAUCUAUCCACUCUGGAACAAUCUGGUAGACGCUGUUAGGGAAGGAAAGAACCAGAAUGAGAAAACUUUUGGCCUCCCAUCUGAAGAGAUCUUCUCUGCCAUAUACAGGUUUAAAAAUGUUUUUAUAAAAUGUGCAAGAAGUAGUAGAUUUGCAAGUUAUGUUAUUUUGAGAUGCGUUGCAGGCUGCUCUGGUGCAUUAGCGCGAGAGUUGGCUAAAGAGUAUCCUUCCUCCACUGUCACGGUGCUGGAUCUCCCAGCUGUGGUCCAGACUGCUCAGCAGCAUUUCGCCCAGCAAGACGACACCAUCUGUUUUCAAGAGGGGGACUUUUUUGAAGGAGAAAUCCCUCCUGCAGAUUUAUACAUUCUGGCCCGGAUCAUUCAUGACUGGAAGGAGGAAAAAAAUCUCAAACUACUGAAAAAUAUUCAUACAGCAUGUCAUCCAGGUGGAGGCGUUCUGAUCGCAGAGGCACUGUUGUUUGAGAACAGCCGUGGUCCAACUAUGGUUCAGAUGUUUUCUCUGAACAUGCUGGUGCAGACAGAAGGGAAAGAGCAUCCACCCUCUCAUUAUACACAUCUGCUCACCGAAGCAGGAUUCAGAGAUGUGCAGGUCUGUCGGACCGGAAAAUCAUACGAUGCUAUUUUGGCACUCAAAUGAAUAUGCACAAGUGUAUUAAUGUAAGCAUUGUCAGUAAUCAGAACCCUUCUGCCUUAUCUGCAGAGUGCAGACACAUCAGUAAUCAUAUUUAUGCACAUGUCAGACAUCUGUUGUUCCACCUUGGCCUCGUUUUGUAAAGUAAUAAAGCAGUUUUUUUUCUCCAACAC
Molecule: messenger RNA, 1555 nt
Organism: Sinocyclocheilus rhinocerous
Lineage: Eukaryota; Metazoa; Chordata; Actinopteri; Cypriniformes; Cyprinidae
Product: acetylserotonin O-methyltransferase-like
Exons: 8
Coding region: 348-1388 (346 amino acids)
Molecular function (GO): protein dimerization activity; O-methyltransferase activity
Source: RefSeq, a predicted model, not a curated record